Acaulospora morrowiae is the source of this 398-nucleotide messenger RNA. Lineage: Eukaryota; Fungi; Glomeromycota; Glomeromycetes; Diversisporales; Acaulosporaceae. The record is from the annotation of a GenBank genome assembly.
CGCCUGAGGUUUUUCAUGAUAAAAUACAUACAAAGGCUGCAGACAUCUAUUCGUUCGGAAUGGUUAUGUGCGAAAUAUUUAUUGGCGCUUCUCCUUUUAGCAAUGUUGAUUGUGAUAAUGAAGAAGAAAGUAAAGCCCUUGCGAUUGAAAUCUGUAACGGGAAGCGACCAGAAAUUCAAGAUCUGCCCCCUUUAAUAGCUGAAUUGAUAAAAACAUGUUGGGAUGCUGAUCCAGCAAGACGACCACCCGCAGAGGACUUAUAUUCGAGGGAACUAUCACCUAUUAGUGUGCCAUCUAAAAAUACUAACACGGAAAAAAAGACAGAUCACCUCAAUCACCUCAAUCACCUGUAUUAUGAAAUUGAUGUAGCCGGAAAGAAAGAUGAUCAAGCAAACUGA